UUAAACUAUUUUAUUUUUAAAAUUUUAAGCGUAGUUUAUUUCAUACAAUUCUCUUAAUACUAAGCCCCUCUACGUCUUUAUGUUGUUGUUUUUAAGAUUAUGUAACAGUUAUGCAAUUAUCACUGUCCAUUGGUCAUAAGUUAUAGGUCACGUGACCCCUUAUCUUUCGAUGGUUCCGGACAGCGUCAGUACCAAGCUAUUAUUUACCUUCUUUAUCAAACGGAUUUCUCUUUAAAUAUCGAUCAUCCGGAUUUAUUGAUUGUGUAUAUACUUCCAGUGAACUUUAAUGAUAUUAUAAUCGAUGUUAUUUUUGGACGAUGACUUUCUGUUUUUUGGUGAAUGACGGAUUUUAAUCGAUCGUUUGUGAAGAACAAUGGCGACCAGAAAAAGUUCCAAGAGACAGAAAACUUCAGGCAACUCUCUUGACAUGAGUAAUUAUUUAAAUUGGCCUGCCGGUACCCUAAGAGAAAAACUGUUAGAAGUGAAUAUAAGUGCCGCUUCAAACUUCCCUAUAUCUGUUUUAAGAAAAUUGUAUGUGGAUAAUGUAUUAGGUAACGCGUCUACAGAUGAAAUCCGGACCGUUCCUGUUGUUUCUACAGACAAUGCUGUUCAAUCGAGCCUUCCAUCGACUAAUCAGCAAAGUCCACCAAGCUCAACGCAAUUCGCCGAACAGCCAAGUUCAUCAAGCUCACUGCUAUUAUCCGAACAAGCCUCUACCGACAACACGACUUUGGGUAUACGUACGACUUACCAAAACAGUGCGACUUCCGGUUCGCAAAACCCAUCAACAACUGACUCCAGUUCCCCAGCAGUUAUCGAGUCUUUAGUACACACAGUACAGAGUCUACAGACUAUGGUUUCUAGUCUAACUUCACUGAUCACGACUAAGGAAACCAACCUGAAGAGUUCUCCUGCUUUUAACUUGCAGGAGUACUAUAAGUCGGACGUAAUCAGUCAUACAUCGAGGAAAUUCGGAACACACCCCGAAGACCUGCCCCAAAUGGAAUUGAUUUCAAACUCCUUAAGGAAGCAAAUACUAGAAGAUGAACAAAUUCAGAAGACUGGCUCCCCAAGCAGACAGACUACCUCAUCCCUGCCCACCCAUGGUGGAUAUUCUCUGGAACCCUCCCACAGAAUUAAAGAGCUGAUGAAAGACUCCGUGUCUGGUUCAACUAGAGCUACGUAUAAUUCCGGUUAUCAAGCCUUUCUAAAGUUUAACCGUAUGAACAACCUGUGCGACAAUGUGUCAGAAUCUACUUUAAUGCAAUUCGUCACCUACUGCUACGAUUCCAUGCAUCUGUCGUACCAAACCAUCAAAAUUUAUCUAUGUGGGAUCCGACAUCAUCUUACCCUGCUUAGUAAACAUAAUCCAUUCACCGAUUCAGCAGAAAAUCUACCAAGAUUGCACAUGCUACUGAACGGAAUUAAAAGACAAAGUCAAUCUUUCCAACCAAGCCGACAACCGAUUACUUUCCCAGUAUUAACUGACUUGUGCAACAUACUUCAAAAUGGAGUUUUUUCAAAAUACAUGGAUACGUUGAUGACAACAGUGUGUGUAGUCGCUUUCUUUGGUUUCCUUAGAUGUGCAGAAUUUACAUGCAAAACAUCUUUUGACCCUUUCGUGAAUCUGUGUUUAAAUGAUGUGCAAUUUUACAACGACCAUGCUGUUCUUUUUCUUAAACAAUCCAAGACCGAUCCUUUUCGAAAAGGAGUUGCAAUCAAGUUGUUUAAAAAUCAUACCAAGUUGUGUCCGUUCGAACAACUAAAGAGCUACUUGUAUGCAAGAAACAUCAUUUUCGAUCCAAAAGUGCAUAUUCCCUUGUUCAUAACAGAGAAUGGAAGUGCCCUCAAUAGGUGUAACUUUUUGUCUAUGCUGAAGGAAAUUGUAAAGCGCACCAACCAUGCCGACAGCCACAUCACUGGACAUUCAUUCCGUAUCGGUGCUGCCUCAUCUGCAGCAAAAGCGCGUAUCGAAGAUCAUCUCAUCAAAUCCUUAGGAAGGUGGACUUCUGAUUCUUAUGUGCGAUAUAUUAGAACACCAGACUCUGCUAUUAAACAUGCUCAACAGUCUAUGAUCCAUGUCAGCUGACUAAGUGCCUGAACAUGUAAACCUUGUUAUUUAGCACUUUCAAGAUUACGUUCUUAUUGUAUAUUGUAAACUACGUAAUACCAUUAUUACUUUACCUGUUUAAAUUCUGUGUUUUUUAUACUGUAAUACAUACACUAUAUAUCUCGCAAAGUCUUUGUUUUAUUCGUAUGUAUUACCAUGGCGUAAACGUUAUAAAUACUUAUGGGGCACUCAGUCACUCAUGUUUACUAAUCGUUCCUGAGUUUUGGCCUUAUUAUUGUCAUAAUUUCCCCACUAAGAAUUUAUAAUCAGCUAAAACUUGCAUAGUUGUACAUUUUAUAGCAGAGUUUACAACUUCCGUUGUUGCAGUACACACGUACUGGGGAAUUUCUACCAUGUGGAUCUUCCAACUCUGUCUUGCUGGGUUCAACAAUUUUCGUUGUGGCGAUGUCUCAUACAUCGGGAAGAUUCUUCCAUGAGGAUUCUUCAAUCCAGCAAGUCUCUCUACUUAUACAUGGGUGACUGAGCCAGUUUUGUCCAAUAUUUUAUGUUUGCUAUAUGAUUUUUUAUGUAUGCCUGUUGUAUGUGUUUUAACUAUCCAAUUGUCAUCUUUCUAUGCCGGAAUGUUUAGAUAAACUAUUCUGAAUCUUCAUACUUUUGUUUUGUAUUGUAAAUAAAUUGUAGCUUAAACUAUUUUAUUUUUAAAAUUUUAAGCGUAGUUUAUUUCAUACAAUUCUCUUAAUACUAAGCCCCUCUACGUCUUUAUGUUGUUGUUUUUAAGAUUAUGUAACAGUUAUGCAAUUAUCACUGUCCAUUGGUCAUAAGUUAUAGGUCACGUGACCCCUUAUCUUUCGAUGGUUCCGGACAGCGUCAGUACCAAGCUAUCCACCACCAUCCCCGCCUCUCUUCCAAAACAAAUACGCCAUGGUAAUGCCUAACUGGUUCAGCUCCAGCAUACUCUUAUUUGUCAGCCUUAUUAUUGUCAUAAUUUCCCCACUAAGAAUUUAUAAUCAGCUAAAACUUGCAUAGUUGUACAUUUUAUAGCAGAGUUUACAACUUCCGUUGUUGCAGUACACACGUACUGGGGAAUUUCUACCAUGUGGAUCUUCCAACUCUGUCUUGCUGGGUUCAACAAUUUUCGUUGUGGCGAUGUCUCAUACAUCGGGAAGAUUCUUCCAUGAGGAUUCUUCAAUCCAGCAAGUCUCUCUACUUAUACAUGGGUGACUGAGCCAGUUUUGUCCAAUAUUUUAUGUUUGCUAUAUGAUUUUUUAUGUAUGCCUGUUGUAUGUGUUUUAACUAUCCAAUUGUCAUCUUUCUAUGCCGGAAUGUUUAGAUAAACUAUUCUGAAUCUUCA
This is a messenger RNA of Magallana angulata, 3422 nucleotides long. RefSeq lists its product as uncharacterized. The transcript is spliced from 2 exons. Gene Ontology annotation, molecular function: DNA binding. The record is from RefSeq and is a predicted model, not a curated record. Lineage: Eukaryota; Metazoa; Mollusca; Bivalvia; Ostreida; Ostreidae. Bases 374 to 2089 code for a protein of 571 amino acids. Gene Ontology annotation, biological process: DNA recombination; DNA integration.